Messenger RNA from Cuscuta campestris, 1436 nucleotides. The record is from the annotation of a GenBank genome assembly. NCBI's taxonomy places the organism in Eukaryota, Viridiplantae, Streptophyta, Magnoliopsida, Solanales, Convolvulaceae.
AUAAAAAGAUGGGGGGGAGCAAAUUAAUUUACUACUACUCACUAAGUCCCCCAUUUGAACUCUUUAAAGAAGAAGAAGAUUGAUAAUAUACAGAGCAAAUAGCAAUUAAUUAUCAUUAUUAUACGAAGUAAAAAAAAGAUGAGGAAACAGUACCAGGGAGUGUCUAUAAUGCCCUUAUUGUUUCUUCUUGUGGUCUUAGCUUUGAGUGUGAAAACCAUCAAAGGGCAUAAUAACAAUAAUGGAAUGGUGAGGGUCAACGGCACGCAGUUGAUGUUGAACGGUAUCCCGUUUAAAGUCAAUGGUUUCAAAGCUUACUGGCCGUUGUUCGCGGCGGCGGAGCCUUCCCAGAGAGCCAAAGUCGGCGCCGUUUUUGACCAGGCAAGGACCCACGGUCUCAAUGUGUUAAGGACUCUGGCUUUCGGGGAAGGGGGGAAAAACCACCCCCCGCUCCAGAUCGAACCAGGGCAUUACAAUCAGACCAUAUUAGAGGCGCUGGAUUAUGUGGUUUCGGCUGCCGGGGAGAGGGGUAUAAAGGUCAUUUUGAGCUUGGCGGACAAUUGGAAGGACUAUGGGGGGAUGAUUCAGUACGUGGAAUGGGUACAUGGUGUUGGAAAGAAUUUGAGCGCCGAGCUUUUCUUCAGUGAUUUUAAAGUCAAACAACACUUCAAGAAUCAUGUUAAGAAAUGGAUUGAAGAAAUGGCUAACUUCACCAAAACCAUUGAUGAGAACCAUCUUCUGGAAAUUGGACUUGAAGGCUUUUACGGCCAGCAAAACCCCAAGAAAAAUCUGGGAUCCAACGACGGAUUUCACCAAUUCGGGACCGACUUCAUUCGAAACAAUCAGAUCCCAGGAAUCGAUUUCGCAACUGUUCACGCAUACCCCGACGCAUGGUUAGGCAACAAGACGAGUGAGGAAGAACAGCUCUCAUUUCUGAAGGCAUGGAUCGACGUCCACUUUGAGGACGCGAAAGAGAUUCUCAAGAAGCCCAUACUUGUAGCAGAGUUUGGGAAGAGCAGUAAAGAUGAGGGAUUCACCGCCGACAAGAGGGACAAAGUAUUUACCACAGUUUACUCUGCCAUUUCCAACACCACGAGGGUAGGGGGCGCGGCUGCCGGCGGGUUGUUCUGGCAACUGUCGAUAGAAGGCAUCCUGGAUGCCUUCUAUGAUGGGUAUCAUGUCAUCUUAAACCAGAGCCCCACGACAGCCGAGGUCAUCAAACAACAAUCGCGCGUGAUGGGCACUCUUUAGAUGAUGAAGUGAAUGGCAUGGGUUGCCAUGGGUUAUGGCGGUCAUUCGUGUGUACUACUGAUAAGUUUCGUUCUGGGUUUUCUACGGUUCUUUCCCAGAUCGUAAUAAUGAGAGUCGAACCGGAUAGAGUUAUCAGAUAUAUUCAAAUGCUUAUCAAACAUGUAUCUUAAUGAAACUAUCAGAGAAUU